CUUCCACAAUUCGUAUGAAUAUUGGUUUGUUGUAAGCUUGUCAUAAAAAAAUAUAUAAAAAAUGUGUGACGACAGCUCGAUUCAAGACUGUGAGCCGACCACCAUGCGACUGCCAUUCAACAGCUACCAUAUCCAUCUGCCUCUUUACAUCAUGGACAUGGUGCGCGUUUUUCAGGACCAUCCAAAAUACUGUAAUGGCAUCCAAGAGGAGCAUAUUCUGGAAAUGUUGGAGAAAGAGCCCUUUGCCUGCGGUGAUCUGGAGGCCCAGGUGAAGACCGCCCUGCUGGAUCUGACUGCCAAGGGAUUCAUACGUUUCAUCGGCAAUGGCUAUCGCACCUUGGGCCCCAUUGCCAAGCUGGCCAAUGCCCGAUCCGUGCGCCACUUCAACAUGACCUGGCAACGCAUCGCCGAGCUGCAGAAAGUCAACUGCCCCAGUCUGGAGGGCUCCAUGUCCAGUGGUCCCUGCACCCAGCGCUGACCCAACUUCUCAAAUUGGAGAAGUCUCUUGUAAUUUGAGUUGAG
Drosophila bipectinata is the source of this 522-nucleotide messenger RNA. RefSeq lists its product as uncharacterized. Lineage: Eukaryota; Metazoa; Arthropoda; Insecta; Diptera; Drosophilidae. The record is from RefSeq and is a predicted model, not a curated record.